Messenger RNA from Rhagoletis pomonella (apple maggot), 585 nucleotides. RefSeq names its product putative nuclease HARBI1. The coding region runs from base 122 to 502 and encodes 126 amino acids. NCBI's taxonomy places the organism in Eukaryota, Metazoa, Arthropoda, Insecta, Diptera, Tephritidae. The transcript has 3 exons. The record is from RefSeq and is a predicted model, not a curated record.
CAUCGUUCAACUGCAGUACCUCCGCUAAUAAAAGUUUGCGGAGCUCUCCGAUUUUUUUGCAGAAGGAAGUUUUCUGAAGUCUCACGGCAAUGACUUCAAUUUGGGACUGGCGCAACCUACGAUGUCGGUUGUUUUAAAAGAGAUGCUUCAACUGAUUGAGGAAAAAAUUUGCAAUCAAUGGAUUACUGCAAAAAUGGCCGAGGAAGAGAAAUCCAAAAACAAGAAGAACUUAUUUUACUCGAAAACGAAAUUUCCUGGUGUUGUUGGAUGUAUAGAUGGGACACAUGUGCAUAUAAUGGGACCGAAGGAGGAUGUUCGCCACUUAUAUAUGAACAGAAAAGGAUAUUUCAGUUUGAAUGUUUUACUGAUGUGCGAUUACCAAAUGCGGAUACGGUAUGUUGAUGCUAGACAUCCAGGAUCUACUCAUGAUGCUUUUAUUUGGAACAAUAGUGAUUUGAAACAAAUGGUUGCUGAUGAUUUGGUCCGAACACCUGGCUUCUAGGUGAUUCUGGAUUUCCAUUAGAACCACAUCUUUUGACCCCUUUUCGUUCAGCGGAACCUCAAUCUCCUGAAGCAAAAUACAAU